AUGCAACGACCUUUCCACCCCAUGAUCCUCGACGACGAGGACCUCUCUAUGCCUAUUGACCAAGAAGCCUUCCAUGAGCCGUACUUCACCUACGAUGGCCUUUCGACCGACAAGCCGUUAUUUGACCACGCGCAGUUCGCGCUCUUCAGUUUGACCAACUCCUGUGCGUACAGACCACCCACUUAUCCGGAAGAGGAGCGACCAACAAUAGCACCAUCUCAAAUCAUGUGGAACCCAACCUUCGGCCUCGCAAGCACAGAACCUUGCUAUGGGGCUCCUGCCUACAGCACCAGCGAAGGCCGCCCAACAACGACAUCCGCACAACAGCACCAACAAACAAAACUACCACCGUUCGGCCCUCCAGGCCCGAUCCAUUCACUGAGGUUCUCAUCACCAGCCUCCGCCGCUGCUGCACUCUCCGCUCUUGACUACCCGCCUAGGACGCGAGCCAUUUCCCGGACCCCUUCACUCUGCGGCGAUGGGCCCAGUCUGCUGAUAAAACCGGAGCCUUCGUCUCCGCAAUCCCCUCAACUAUCACCCUCACCAGGCUUCUUCCCCUCCAAAUCACAACAAAUGACAACCCCAUCACACUGCCUAUCCUCCUCCCUCCCUACAAUGCCAACUCCAACAACAAGGAUACCUUCCUCGUCGCUCUCGUCCCCAUCCCUAAAACCCGUGCACCGCACCCGCGGCCGUCCCCGCACAUCCUCCAUGCCCCAGCACUCCACCACGAAAACCAAAUCCCUGACCUCUCCCACCGGCUCCCCCGGCGCGAUCACCAAAACGCCCAGCACCCACAAGGACGUCGAGCGCAAGUACCGCCGGGGCAUCAACAACGACCUCGAGCGUCUGCGUCGGGCUAUUCCCUCGCUCAGGUCCCUGGAGUCUCCGGAGUCGUCUGAUGCUAAGGAGGUGCUGCAGGGGCAACAGGUGCCGACGGUGGCGAUGGCGAAGCCGACCAAGAGCCAGGUUUUGGCGGCGGCCGUCGAGUAUAUUCGACGGUUGGAGGGGGAGAGGAACGGGUUGAGGAGGGAGGUUGCACUGUUGAGCGCGGGUGCAGCUGCUGUGGUUGGGGUGUGA
This is a messenger RNA of Westerdykella ornata, 1080 nucleotides long. RefSeq lists its product as uncharacterized. The record is from RefSeq and is a predicted model, not a curated record. Lineage: Eukaryota; Fungi; Ascomycota; Dothideomycetes; Pleosporales; Sporormiaceae. Gene Ontology annotation, molecular function: protein dimerization activity. The transcript has a single exon. The coding region runs from base 1 to 1080 and encodes 359 amino acids.